Kwoniella mangroviensis CBS 8507 is the source of this 5118-nucleotide messenger RNA. RefSeq lists its product as uncharacterized. The record is from RefSeq and is a predicted model, not a curated record. NCBI's taxonomy places the organism in Eukaryota, Fungi, Basidiomycota, Tremellomycetes, Tremellales, Cryptococcaceae. Gene Ontology annotation, biological process: Golgi to endosome transport. The transcript has 25 exons. Bases 1 to 5118 code for a protein of 1705 amino acids. Gene Ontology annotation, cellular component: endosome; trans-Golgi network.
AUGCCGAAUCUACCGAUACUCAACGAACCACCUAUCAACAAUGGGGGAUCAUCGUCGUCCGCCCCUUCCUCUCCCAGACCUGAAUCACCCAAUCCAGACCCAUCAAAGCCUCGCAGGAGGGGGUCUCAUGGGCGAUUGGCAAAGCUCAUAGCUCCAGGAAGAUCAAGGAGUACUUCCAAUGCAUCUCAAGUCAGUGUGAAUCAGGAGGAUACUCAUAGUGCUGGAUCAAGCGGAAGGACGACGCCCGAGCUCAGACGCAGGGCAGGUAAAGCUGCUACCACUUCUCUCCUGGCUAGUGAUGCAAAGUACAAGAAAUACGCUCAACUGGUGGACAAGAGCUUACAAGCUUUUGAAAGUGUGAAUGAAUGGGCGGAUUUCAUAUCGUUCUUGUCGAGGUUGUUGAAGACCUUGCAAUCACCUUCACCACCAUAUCCUGAGAUACCUAAAAAACUCAUCGUAUCUAAACGUCUAGCACAAUGCUUGAAUCCCGCUUUACCUGCUGGUGUCCAUCAGCGAGCCUUGGACGUGUACGCUCACAUCUUUAGUAUUAUAGGGGUUGAAGGGCUCAAGCGAGACCUCCUGAUAUGGUCGUCGGGCCUGUUCCCUUUCUUCCAAUAUGCUACCACUUCCGUGCGACCUCUUCUCAUCAACAUCUACGAAACAUGUUAUUUACCUCUAGGCUCAGAUCUUAGACCAGCAACAAAAGCAUUAGUACUGGCCUUGCUGCCUGGGAUGGAGGAGGAGACUGGCGACUUCUUUGACAAGAUCUUGUCUCUCCUCGACAGAGUGUCAGAGGCCAUCACACCAUCAUUUUUCCUCAAAAACAUAUUCCUCAUCCUCAUAUCGUCCCCUCAAUCCCGUCUCUCAGCGCUCAAUUACCUUUCUCGACGACUCCUCAAACCCCCGAAACCAGGAGGCUCCGCUGUUGGCCUGGUGAUCCGCGGCGUUUCGGCUGCAUUGGGAGAUGAGAAUGUACUUGUCAGAAGGCACGGGCUGGAUCUGGUUUUGAGGAUACUAAAGAUCAAUGAACCGCUUUUCAAAGAUGCCGAUCGGAAAGAUCAAGAGAUCUUGGUGCGUGCAGCUAGUGGAGUCCUCCUGCAGAGAGAGUUGUCUUUGAGCAGAAGGGUCUAUACUUGGCUGCUUGGCACAGGAGAAGUGUCCGCGGAACAAAUUGCGUAUUUCAGAGGAAAUGGCCUGGAACUUCUCUCAUCAACAUUGCAAAGCGACAUGGAACUUCUCGGUACUACCAGGGACGGGCCAGACGCUCAAAGACCAUUCAAGAUCUUCCUGUCCUUUUUGGAUAAAUGGGAAGUCGGUUCAGCCCUUUCCGAGAGACUGGUGAUCCCAGCUUUACGAGCGAUCAAGAACGCAACUUCGGACUCAAAGGAUGUUCUACCAGAGGAGGUGAUUGGCACUGCGCUCGCUGUUUAUGAGGCCAUUGAACCUAUCAUCGGUAUUCAACUGGUGCAAUGGCUCAUAUCUGCCGUGCCUCAACAUGAUGAAGAAGUCAACUCCGUUCAUAUACCGGUAUUGCUUGAUUUAAUUCUCAGUGCCAUCGCGUCAAACACCUUCACCGAAGAUGCCUCAACAGACGUUUUUCGCCUAGCAGCUGGCCUGUUACACCUCAUCCCUUUGAAUGCAGCCUCAAGGGACCCCUCGACCAUCGAUAAGCCUGUGUCUGCAGGACCGUCCAUGUCGGAGGUGCUGUAUCAAUCGGAUGAACAGCACAAUGUCGCUCACGAAAGGAUCAACACAGAAGUUCUCCCUCAUAUAACCACCCUUGCUUUCGACAUCUGUCAUAACGCUUUGCUCAGUCAAUCCAAGGAGCCUGAGAGUCUGUUAGAUGCAGUCAACAUAGUGAUAGCUUUGCUGGAUAACGAGGUACCCACCUUAGGCAUAGUGGAUGGAGAGAAUUGGCUCUCUGGGCUUGUGCAAGCGCUCUCAAAGGUGUCUUCCUUCACUGUCAUCGAGUCUUUGGUCACUGCUGCUCUCAAAGCCUCGCGUUGCUCCGCGUUCAAACCCUCCGUGGUCAUAACUUCGCAAGAAACGAUGUCUGCUAUUCUCGACUCUAUGGCGGAACCUCAUACACUCGAGAAUGUCAUUGCUCGGAGAAUGGCGGAUAUACCGCUCAACAGUGCAGCCUUUGAUGCUUUUGGGAUCCUGUGGCGUUUGACGGACGAUACGAUGUUGCCCGGAGAAAUGUUUAACAUCCCUAUCAGUAUGGUGCUCGAUGCAUUGCGAUCAUCGGACCCAGAAGUUCAGCGACAAGCGGAAACAUGGAUGCGACUCAAUCUACGAUCAUACUUCCGGGUGCUUGAUCCUAUCAUCAGUCGUCUACUUGACCGAGAUAUUCGAUAUCACGAGGACACAUACGCUACACCAGUAGACUUGAGCCUCAUAUGCCACCAAAUUGACAAUAUCUCGAUUUUGUUCAAAUUUGGCGGCCAAGGGUUGAGUAAAGCUUGCCAUUCGACUGAAAUCAGACAGACUAUUCACUCUACCCUGGUCAAAAGAGUGGAAGCGUCGUUUCCCAGUGCUGCCACCUAUCUGGAGGUAUUGGUCGCUUUAUUGAUCAGAUUCAUCACCACGGAAGCUUCUCAAGCGAUUUGCAAAGCUGCCCCUCUGAUCAUCCGUCUUCAAGCUUCGGCUAUCGAGCUUUUGCAAACGAUCGUUUCGCGUGGCGAUGUAUCUUAUAAUCAGCUCACUAGUAUUAAAACUUCUCUUGUCAUCAAGCUCUCCUCUGCGGUAGAACAUAAGCGGAUGACCUUACAGAGCAAGCUGCUUCAUCUGCUUCAUUCGGCAAUUAGCGCAUCUUCAGCGAGCAAAUCAUUCAACCACCGUCGAUCUCCAUCUCUGAACGAAAAGUCCCAUCAAUCUCAUACAGAUUCCGAAUUUGAACUCAUUCUAGUCAAACUCAUAAUCGAAGCGGUACUGUCAACUAGUAAUUUGUCAGCCUUACAACAUUGGGUGGACUUUGUCUUGAUGACGUUACCUCAGCUAGCGACAGCUCGCACUGGUCUUCUACAAGCGUUAUCGGAAUGUUUCGCUCAGCAGUUGCGGUACUUGUCAAUCCAUAUUGACAGUGUGUAUAUCCGCUCUGAAGCCUCGGUCGAGGAUGAAAAGCUUUUAGUCACCGAUGCGGAGGUAGUCAUGAUACUCAAUGCUAUGGAAAGAGUCCUGAUACUGUUGUCUUCUGGACCAGGAGUGAAGCAUGAUGAUAUGGUUAAACAAAAUGAAGGCGAAAAAGGUCUUUUGGGCUUGAUGUCAGGUGUAUUCACCGUGGAGGCACCAACGGACGACUCGGCGAAAACCGAAUACCCAAGGUACCUUGAUGAUGCUAUACAUGCCCUGUUGGUUUCUUGGACAAUUACCAGGUGGACUUCGACUUCGACCAAUUCCUCGUCAUCCAAAAUACAGACGUAUGACAAAAUCAGAUCUCGUGUGAAGAGGGUUUUGGAGAAGAUUUUCAAGACUCAACCUCUAGGCGUGAUCACCAGUUGUAUCCAUGUUUGGGCUACGAACUCCAACGAAAUUACAGAUUCGGCCACGUUCGACUGCGUAGAUACUCUGACGCCCAGCGCACAAAGGCUGGUGGAGGUAGUCUGUGAAGCUGUCGCUGGAAGAUCAGGUAGGACAUCUUCCGAGUUCAGAGCGGACCCUGCAUACCUAGCUUUCCUCGAAGCGUAUAUCUCCCGGCUAGAGGCUCCCAUAGCCGUUCAGGUAUGGCCUACGUUAUUUGGCUUCGCCAAGGAUAUCAUCGGAUCUCUUGGAUCGAAUUCAGCUAGAGUCCAGUUAUUGCUCGUUCUCAAAUGUUUGACCGCUUUGAGUGUGAUCGUCUCGAAAACCAGUGCACUGGAAGACCGAAGACUACGAAGGGACCUGCAAGACACCUACGCUAAGGUAUUGGACAUGGUAGUCACAAACUCCACCAAGGUAGCAGAAGCUGGGUUGUGGACGCGUAUGAUUGCUGUGACAGCUAGUCCUGGAGAUACCGAGAAGAUUGAUGUGGAGAAGGGCCUGCAACAGAUAUAUGAGUUUCUCUCAGCUAGUGUCAUACCAAAUCUUAGACUGUUGCUGGUUGAUACGGAUCGAGUGAACGCCGCGUGUAGUGGUAUGAUGGUGAUGAUUGUCACACCUUCUUUCAAGAAGCAAAAGGUUGAGCCGAGUGUCUUGCGCCUGCUUCUGGAGAUCAUCAAAAUCCCCUCGGCACAUAAAACCUGGCGAACUCAGAUAGGAGAUAUAUUCAAUGAUUCUCGUUUCUUCAAACAUAACAAUGAGGCUGAUAUUGGAUAUUGGAAGACUCUGAUAUGUGGAUUGAUGGAUUCUGAUAAAGAAAGAUUCACCGACCUAUUAGGUAAAAUCACUUCAGCGUCUUCAGCAAAUAUAUUUUCCAAUCGAGAACAAGAAAUGCUAGUGAAAUCGCUCAACCUGAGGAGGCUAAGUUUCGUCUUAUUAUCCGCGGAGAACAAUCACUACCUUGUGCAGUUACCUGCCAUACAGGAGAGACUUGUUGAGAUGCUCAGGAGCAGUCAACUGUCACCUCGAGUGCACAGCGAGGUAUAUCUCUGUCUAAGGGUAUUGAUGUGUCGCAUAUCUCCACAACAUCUCACAAACUUUUGGCCAGUCAUCUUAACAGAGCUGUUACGGAUAUUUGAACUCACAAUGGACGAUCCGCCUGAGGAUGGAUCUGAGGCUUUACAACUCGUAUUGGCAGCAUGUAAAUUCCUGGAUCUGCUGUUGGUGAUACAAUCGGAAGAUUUCCAAGUACAUCAAUGGAUGUUCGUGACAGAUACUACAGAUGCCGUCUAUCCCACUGAGGGGUAUGAUCCAGAAGCAUUGAUGGAUUGUUUGUCCAACAUCUUGAGUGAUAAUGGCGGUCAUAGAGGUCGAUCAGGUUCAGAUAAAUCACCAUAUGAACCACUUUUGCUUUCAGAACAAUCCGAAAAUGGAGCGAGAAAACCUAGAUUAUCAUCUGUUAGAACGCUGAAUAGUAUAUAUCAACUACAACCUUUCUUCUCUAGGGCUAGUAUCGAUACGUUUGAAGGUGUCUAUGGAGGAGUGGGAGUGGAUUGGGAAACUGUAGAAGAAGGUUUGAGUGAAGAGAUAUUUGAUGUUUAG